AUUUCAGGCUAUUCCGAUCAAUCUGUUCUCCAAACUCCAAACGUUUUGUUAACGAUGAAAAAACAUAAUAUUGAAGAGAACAUACUAAUUAAUUAACAAACUUUCCAACUUCUAUUUUUUCACUAUUUCUCUUUUGUACUUGAAUAUUUCCCCAAAAUUCGGUUUUUCAAAUUUCGUAAAAUUUCGAGAGUGUUUUCGCUUGCCAGACUUUGACAUAUUCAAGUUGGCAGUAUCUAUAUUAUCAACAUCCAACUUGUUAUAUUCGUGUUGUCGGUUUAGGUUAUUGAUUUCGCGACAUAAUAGAAAACGAGUGAUCACAUUGCGUGGGUGUAGAAAUUUUUACCAUUAUAAAUAUGCAGACGAAUUAAAGCUGGAUUAUAUCAAUCGGCCAAUUGUUUUCGGAGGAAAUCAAACUAUAAGGCCAAAAAAAUUUGUGAUCCAGUUUGAAUCAAAGGUGAAAAAUGGCUGAUACUGAUCCACAUCUUAGAAGACUAUUAUUACCUGCGGAGGAAACUGUAUUUGAGCAAUUACUCAGAUUUGGUCUGUAUAUCGGAGCAGCAUUUCAAGUUAUAUGUUUGCUGGCUAUUGUCACUUAUCAAUCUGGACCUUCGGACGGUGUUGCAAUGCUAAAAGAUGAUCCAAGCGACGUAGAAUGUUCUGAAAACAGUCCUCAAGUCACACCUCGGAGGCCUCAUCGACCAAGAAAACAAGAGAAGAAAAAAAGACGUUGAACACUCAUGAAGACAAAAAACACUUCGUACAUUCCUUCAAAAAUGCAUAUUAUUUAUUCACACGUACAUUUUAGUUCUAAGUUUUUAUAUUGAUUUUUUAUUAAAUUUGAAAUUUGUUUUUAAAAUAAUAUAAACGAACUUUUGUUUUUUUCCCCGUUAUCGGUCCGCGAAAAAUCAAAAAUUUGAAUAUUAUGCGAUGCUAGCGACGUCAUCGAACAUUUUCGAAAUUCAAUCUUAACAUUCCGUAUUCCGUCAUUUCCCUCGUGUUGUCGGCCCUGCCGAGUUGGUGUGCAGGUCCUCUAUAUUUCACGUUUGUCAACAAUAUCGUGACGAAUAAAAAUACAAAAAUGGGAGGGUGUACGAGAAUAAUAAAACCGGUGGCAUUUUAGAUGCAACAAUUUUUAGGAUAUAUACAUUAUUUAUACAUUUCAAGAGAUUGGUGAAAUAAAAACUUUGAAAUUU
Venturia canescens is the source of this 1193-nucleotide messenger RNA. Its product is annotated as protein anon-73B1. The record is from RefSeq and is a predicted model, not a curated record. The transcript is spliced from 3 exons. NCBI's taxonomy places the organism in Eukaryota, Metazoa, Arthropoda, Insecta, Hymenoptera, Ichneumonidae. The coding region runs from base 462 to 731 and encodes 89 amino acids. Gene Ontology annotation, cellular component: membrane.